AUGAUAUUGAUCAUUAUUUUCGCCCUCUUCGUCCUCACCUAUAUCAUAUAUCACCGUGUCAUAUACCCUUACUUCAUUUCCCCACUAUCAUCCAUCCCCAAUGCCCACCUCACUUCCCCCAUAACCAGCUACUGGAUUGAGCACAAGCGUAGCACAAGGACCGAAGUCCUCGCCAUCUACGCUCUGCACCAAAAGCACGGCCCCGUCGUUCGUCUCGGCCCCAAGGAGCUUAGCGUCAAUUCUCUCCAUGGUCUAAAGGUCAUAUAUACGGGCGCCUUCGAGAAACAUGCUUUCUAUAACGAUGUUUUUGUCAACUUCAAUACUGAAAACUUGGUCGGCAUGGUCCACAACGCGCCGCACGCGCACCAGAAGCGCAUGCUGAGCAAGACCUACUCUAAGUCGUUUCUUCAGGAAUCCAGUGAUAUGCGCGCUAUCUCAAAGGUUCUGCUGUGGGAGAGGUUGAUGCCUAUUCUCGAGAAAGCCGGGGAGCGUGGAGAGGUGUUGAACGUGCUGCCCCUAUUCCAGGCUCUAGGAAUGGACUUUAUAUCCUCUUUCCUGUUUGGAUUAAGACAAGGGACGAGCUAUAUGUUUAGUAUUCCCGAAUGGAAGGUGUGGCUAGAGGAGUAUGAGCGAUUUAAGUUUAUGAGUCGAGACGACCGGUACAUGGGGUUCAUUGAGAAGUGGUGCUUGGGGCUAUGCGAGCGAGCAGAAGCGUCUAAGAACGAAGACGUUUUCAGCGAUGAGAAGCUGCCAUCCACGAGCCCAGUCGUCUACAACCAGCUACAUGAAAGCCUUCUCGCCCAGAAAGCAUCCGAUCCGCGUCCCCUGAACCUGGUAAUUGCGUCCGAACUGCUGGACCACCUGGUUGCAGGCCAUGAAACAUCAGGCAUCACCUUCACGUACAUGAUGUGGGAGCUGUCGCAGCAUCCAGAGCUGCAGGCCGAGCUGCAAAAGGAGCUACGUACCUUAUCUCCGUCCCUCCGGUUCUCAGCAACGAAGGAGAGGCCCCUCCCCUCUGCGUCCGCGAUCAACGCCCUCCCCUGGCUGGACGCGAUGGUCCGAGAGACCCUCCGUCUUCACUCCCCAGCACCGGCCCAGCUCCCCCGUGUCACUCCCAUCACACAAAAAGGAACGUCCCUGCACGGGUACAAUAAUAUCCCCGGCGGCGUGAGGGUCAGUUCAACUGCUUACUCCCUCCACCGUAUCAGCGAUGUCUACCCACGCCCGCUGCAUUGGCUGCCGGCUCGAUGGCUUGAGACAGGCGAGAAGAUACACAACAUGAGGCGGCUUUUCUGGCCGUUCGGGAGUGGUGGACGUAUGUGUCUGGGCAGUAAUUUCGCUUUGCAAGAAAUCAAACUGGUCAUGGCGGCGGUGUAUUCGAACUAUACGACGGUCAUUGUAGACGACGAGGGCAUUGAGCAGGACUAUGCGUUUAUUGCGCUGCCGCGUGGGCGGAAGUUGAUGUUGAGGUUUAUACCGAUUGAUGAAUGA
Penicillium soppii is the source of this 1491-nucleotide messenger RNA. Its product is annotated as cytochrome P450. Lineage: Eukaryota; Fungi; Ascomycota; Eurotiomycetes; Eurotiales; Aspergillaceae. The record is from RefSeq and is a predicted model, not a curated record. The transcript has 2 exons. Bases 1 to 1491 code for a protein of 496 amino acids. Gene Ontology annotation, molecular function: monooxygenase activity; oxidoreductase activity, acting on paired donors, with incorporation or reduction of molecular oxygen; heme binding.